AGUAGGCGGGGCUCUGUUGCUGGAGUAACCGGGCUUCAGUGUUGGUGCUGGCGUCCUCUCCGUCUGCGCGAGACCUCUUUCCCUCUGCUUAGCUCCUGAGACUAUGAAUCACAGUGAAAGAUUCGUCUUCAUUGCAGAGUGGUUUGAUCCAAACGCUUCCCUUUUCCGACGUUAUGAGCUUCUGUAUUACCCAGGGGACGGGUCUGUGGAGAUGCACGACAUGAAGAAUCACCGCACCUUUUUAAAGCGGACCAAGUACGAGGGUCUGCACCUGGAAGAUUUAUUCAUCGGCAACAAAGUGAACGUCUUUUCCCGACAGCUGGUGCUAAUUGAUUACGGGGAUCAGUACACAGCCCGUCAGCUGGGCAGUCGGAAAGAAAAAACAUUAGCCCUGAUUAAGCCAGAUGCCGUUUCCAAAGCUGGAGAAAUCAUUGAAAUAAUAAACAAAGCCGGAUUCACCAUCACCAAGCUCAGAAUGGCGCUGCUGUCCAGGAAAGAAGCAUCAGAUUUUUAUGUAGACCAUCAGUCAAGACCCUUUUUAAAUGAGCUGAUCCAGUUUAUUACCAGCGGUCCUAUCAUUGCCAUGGAGAUCUUGAGAGACGAUGCUAUAUGUGAAUGGAAGAGACUCCUCGGCACUGCCAACUCCGUGGUGGCGCGGGCGGACGCGCCCGGGAGCAUCCGUGCCGUCUUCGGGACCGACGGCAUCAGAAACGCAGCCCACGGCCCCGACUCCUUCGCUUGUGCAGCCAGGGAGACGGAGCUCUUCUUCCCUUCCAGUGGAGUUUGCGGACCCGCGGGCACGGCCAGGUUCUCCAACUGCACCUGCUGCGUCAUCAAGCCCCACGCCAUCAGCGAAGGGCUGCUGGGGAAGAUCCUGAUGGCGAUCCGAGACGCGGGCUUUGAGAUCUCAGCCAUGCAGAUGUUCAACAUGGACCGUGUUAACGUCGAAGAGUUCUACGAGGUGUACAAAGGGGUGGUGUCUGAGUAUAAUGAGAUGGUGACAGAAAUGUAUUCCGGCCCCUGCGUAGCAAUGGAGAUUCAACAAACUAACCCUACAAAGACAUUUCGAGAAUUCUGUGGACCUGCCGAUCCUGAAAUCGCCCGGCACCUGCGUCCCGGGACCCUCAGAGCGACCUUCGGGAAAACUAAGGUCCAGAAUGCCGUUCACUGCACUGACCUCCCCGAGGACGGGCUGUUAGAGGUCAGUAAACAUCCUCGGGUGAAGGUAAAAACCAACAACAAGAAACACUUCUGGAGCCAGUCACCACUAAUCUUGAAAAUCGCACCGGAGGCGUUUGCCGUACAGGAGUUGCCUAUAUUUUGAUUGGUUGGGCCCUGUUUUAGCCUUACAUUACCGUGCUGUUCUCAGUAGUGGAAGAGAACAGGAGACAUUAGAGAAAUACAUUAUCCAGCCUUGGGGCCAGGCCAGAAUCAUACCAUUCAAAAUCAGGCUGUGACUCGGAGCCCAGCUGCCCUAAGUGAAAUCUGAUAAGGCUUUAAAUAAUGCACUGUUCUCUGCUAUUCCAGAAACUCAAGGAACUCCUGGAAUCUUUACGGGUCACUGGUGCUCUUGUUCGAAAAUAAAUUAAGAUUAAUUCGUGAUAGAACAAGUAUUUGUCAUACGUGUUUCUUUCUGGAAACCUUAUCUCCUUUUCUCUUUAUUAAAUAGGAAUGUAGCCACUCAUUCCCUGCCCUCCCAGACCCCAAGUUGCUCAUCGCAGACCCGUCCUGGUCUUUGCUGGCCGGGGGACGGAGUCCCGCUCAUUCUGUUCACUGAUGUCCGCACGUGCGUGUGUGUGUGGUCGCAGCAGCGACUCUGGGCAGUGCAGGGUGCAAGACGCUGCUGGGAGUGGAUGCCGGGGCGAGAGAGGGCUGGAGGGCACGGGCCGGACCGUGUGGGUGCAGGAGGGAGCAGGAGAGGG
Molecule: messenger RNA, 1922 nt
Organism: Artibeus jamaicensis (Jamaican fruit-eating bat)
Lineage: Eukaryota; Metazoa; Chordata; Mammalia; Chiroptera; Phyllostomidae
Gene: NME7
Product: NME/NM23 family member 7
Exons: 12
Coding region: 104-1324 (406 amino acids)
Biological process (GO): UTP biosynthetic process; GTP biosynthetic process; CTP biosynthetic process
Cellular component (GO): centrosome
Molecular function (GO): nucleoside diphosphate kinase activity; ATP binding
Source: RefSeq, a predicted model, not a curated record